AUGUCAUGGAGGUCAACUCGUUCGGCGCCCUGCACGCCGUACGUCCAGAAGGGGAUCACCGUCGUGUACGCCACGAGGAACCUUGGGCCUUGGCCGCAGGUGGUCCGGAACAUUGCUCCUUUGGUCAUCACCAAGUUGGUUCGACAACGAAGGGAAGAAGAAAGAGAUCACUCACCACGAGUCGCCGACCGAGUGCUUAGCCAGAAGCCAUCCAUCAGGAUUCGGAAGAUGAGGCGGGUCCUGCCACUGUGCGCGCUCCUCCUCGUCGUGCUCCUCUGCGCGGCGAGCCUCGCGGACGUCACGGAGGCGAGGCGCGGAGGCAGAGGGAGCCGCGGCACCUACAUCGGCGGCGCAGGCGGAGCCAGAGGAAACCACAGCGGCGGCCCCCGCGGCCUCAGCGGCGGCACCUGGACGGCGUGCGUCGGCUCCUCGCUGCUGGCCGCGGCGGGCAUGCUCUUGUAGGCUCUCCAUCGUCACGCUGCAUCGACGUACGUUUAUGCGUAGUUGCUGCUUAUAGAUCGAGUGGUGUCCGUCCUGUCGCCGUAAUUGGCCGGGACAGACUAGUGUGAUUAGUGACUGUAAAUGUACCAAUUUUUUGUGUUGAUUUUUUAUGUAUACAUACGCCUGCAAAUUUGUGAAUUCGAUGCAACAAUACUGAUCAAGAUUAUUACUUUUUUUUUAAA
Messenger RNA from Phragmites australis (common reed), 683 nucleotides. RefSeq lists its product as uncharacterized. The record is from RefSeq and is a predicted model, not a curated record. The coding region runs from base 1 to 462 and encodes 153 amino acids. The transcript has 2 exons. Lineage: Eukaryota; Viridiplantae; Streptophyta; Magnoliopsida; Poales; Poaceae.